AUGGCUUCAUACUCCAUCCUCGCCUUCCUCAUCACCCUCCUCAUCUCCCUCCUCAUCUCCGCCGCCGCCGCCCACCCGGCCAUCCCCUCCCUCAUCCACAAAGCCUGCAGCCAAACCGCAUCCAAUCUACAAAAACUCUGCAUCUCCUCCCUCUCCGCCGAACCGCCGUCUGCCAACGCCGACCUCCGCCUACUCUCCAUCAUCUCCGUCCGCAUUGCCGCCAAUAACGCCUCCCAAACCGCCGCUUAUCUCUCCGCCCAACAGACGGACGCCGCAGCCUCCGGCGCCAUUGAUCCAAUGCUCUAUCAAUGCGUCGCCGAUUGUACAGAUCUGUAUGUUGAUGUCGCCGAGCAGCUCGACGUGACGACGGCGGCCAUUGAUGAUGAGGCCGAUAAGGAUGCGAUGAUCUGGCUGAAUGCGGCAAUGGCGGAUGUGAUUUCUUGCGAGAAAGGGUGCGGUGCGGUGGCGACGGCUGAGAUUAGGAGAAGGAAUGAUGGGGCGAAGAAGCUGCUGAAUAUAACAAUUUCUUUUACUAAGCUCCUUAUGGCUCCGAAGGGACUGUGA
This is a messenger RNA of Dendrobium catenatum, 564 nucleotides long. Its product is annotated as putative invertase inhibitor. The coding region runs from base 1 to 564 and encodes 187 amino acids. The transcript has a single exon. Lineage: Eukaryota; Viridiplantae; Streptophyta; Magnoliopsida; Asparagales; Orchidaceae. Gene Ontology annotation, biological process: negative regulation of catalytic activity. The record is from RefSeq and is a predicted model, not a curated record. Gene Ontology annotation, molecular function: enzyme inhibitor activity.